AUGGAACCCCCACACCCAAGGCACCGAGUCCUAAAGCGCAUCGUCUCACUAGUCCUCCACCAAUGGCUUCUAAUCGGGAUCGGAGUCGUCUGCGCACUGGCAUACUGCUUCCCGAACGUUGCCAAGCAUGGCGGCGUGAUUCGUUCGGAGUACAGUAUUAUGUACGGGGUGAUUGCAAUCAUCUUCUUGAUAUCGGGUCUGAGCAUCCCGCGCCAGAAGCUUUUUUCUCAUUUUUUGAACUGGCGGCUCCACCUUCUCGUACAAGUGGUUUCGUUCUUGUUUAUUCCUGCUUUGGUUCUGGCUGUUGUACAUGUGAUUCUUGCUGGUGAUCCUGCGGGGAAUAUUGAUCGUGCCGUGCUGGCGGGGUAUAUCUUUACUGCUUGUAUUCCUACCACUAUUGCGUCUAAUGUUGUUAUGACGAGGGCUGCGGGUGGAGAUGAUGCGGCGGCUUUGGUGGAGGUUUUGUUGGCUAAUGUUCUCGGGCCGUUUGUUACGGCUGCUUGGACUGUUUCUCUGAUUCCCAAAACUGCUGAGUUUGACCCUUGGCGGUAUGGGGGUGGCAGUCUGGGAAGUAUGUAUAAAGAUGUGUUCCAGCAGCUUGGGCUUAGUGUACUGCUGCCGCUGUUUGUUGGACAGUUGGUGAGAUGGACAUGGCCGGACCGUACUGCCUCGGUGCUACAGAAGACCAAGCUGCCCAAGUUGGCUACUGUGUGCAUGUUGCUGUUGAUCUGGUCUACAUUUUCUUCCUGUUUUGCAACGGGAGCCUUGCAGUCUCUCUCCGCACAGAGUGUUAUCUUUGUAGUCUUCUUCAACAUCGCACUCUACGUCCUCCUGACGGCGGUAUGCUUCUUCGGUUCCAGACCACCCCGGGUCUUUGGCUCUCGAUCUUGGUCUAAGCCCAUGUUCAAACGCAUGUCGCCCGAAGAAACAAUUGCAGUUUGUUUCUGUGGACCGGCAAAAAGCACAGCCCUUGGAAUUCCAUUAUUGUACGCAAUGUGGCAGCCCGUUGAUCUAUUUACGAAAGCAAAAACUUCCGUGCCGGUGCUGCUUUACACCACAGAGCAAAUAUGCGUGGCACACUUUUUUGUGCAACUUUUUCGGAGGUGGCAUGCCAAAGUCCUUGAGAAAGAGCAUUCAGAUGACACCAUCCGUGAUGACGCUGAGCUUGGGGUGACUGAGGAUGCGUCUGGCGUUGACCCUAGACAUCGACAUGAGCUUUCUGCUGUUUGA
Molecule: messenger RNA, 1230 nt
Organism: Penicillium soppii
Lineage: Eukaryota; Fungi; Ascomycota; Eurotiomycetes; Eurotiales; Aspergillaceae
Exons: 2
Coding region: 1-1230 (409 amino acids)
Cellular component (GO): plasma membrane
Source: RefSeq, a predicted model, not a curated record